Messenger RNA from Anolis carolinensis (green anole), 1592 nucleotides. RefSeq names its product nucleoporin 37 (gene nup37). The transcript has 10 exons. Gene Ontology annotation, cellular component: nuclear pore outer ring. Gene Ontology annotation, molecular function: protein binding. NCBI's taxonomy places the organism in Eukaryota, Metazoa, Chordata, Lepidosauria, Squamata, Anolidae. The record is from RefSeq and is a predicted model, not a curated record. Bases 207 to 1187 code for a protein of 326 amino acids.
AGAGACUCUCUCCCGGAAGCGGAGCUGCCUCAUGAAUUCUUCGCGGGAGAGAGAGGGACUGAGGUGAGCGAGUGAAAGGGCUCUUUCCGUGGGAAUCUACUGGCAUGGGUCUCUUUCCAGAGAAACCGGCGAACGUUUUCUGAGCCCGAGCUCCUUGUCCAGCUGAGGAGUCUGCUGUCAGGUUACUUAGAAUACCUCCACUGAAGAUGAAACAGGAAGCUUCCCGGAGUGCAUCUUAUACUGUGGAAUGUGAAGAUUAUGUGCAUGUGGUGGAAUUCAGCCCAUUUGAGAGCGGAACUGCAGAGUCUCUGAUAGCCUAUGGUGGCAAUCAUUAUGUGGUUGUUGGAACUUGUAGGUUUCAGGAGGAAGAUGCAAAAGUGGAAGGAAUACAGUAUAAAACCCAAAGAAUAUUUCAUCAUGGAAUUAGAGUUGACGCCAUUGGGUGGAGUCCAGAAAGCAGACUUGAUGCUUUACCUCCUCAGAUACGGUUUUGUACUGCUGCUUCUGAUAAGAAGCUAAGAUUAUUCACAUCAGAUCUCCAAGACAAGGAUGAAUAUAAGGUCUUGGAAGGCCACUCUGAUUACAUUAAUGAUUUGGUAUUUUCACCUAAAGAUGGCCAACAAAUUGCGAGUGUGAGUGAUGACCACACUUGCAGAGUCUGGGACUUGGAAGGGAACUUGAAAAAUUAUUUUAUUUUAUAUUCUCCUGGAAUGAGUGUGAGCUGGCAUCCCGAAGAGGAAUUUAAGUUAAUGGUUGCAGAGAAGAAUGGAACAAUAAGAAUCUAUGAUCUUGUGACCCAUCAAGCUGUUUUGUCUCUCACAACUGAUCAGACACCACUGAUGUCAGCAAGCUGGUGUUUGAAAAAUACUUUUAAAGUUGGAGCAGUUGCUGGAAGUGACUGGUAUAUCUGGGAUAUUGCUCGAUCUAGUUAUCCUGUGGAAAAGAGACCUGUCCAUGCAGAUAGAGCUAGAUUAUUCAGGUGGUCCAAAGUCAAUGAAAAACUGUUUGCUACUACUGGCUAUCCAGGAAAGAUGACCAGUCAACUUCUAGUUCAUCAUUUAGGACAUCCUCAGCCCAUCCUUAUUGGUUCUGCUCCUGUAGGAUCUGGUUUAACCUGGCACAGAACACUUUCACUAUGUGCCAUGGGAGGAGAUCAUAAACUUUUUUUCUGGGUGACUGAAUUGUAAAUAUUUAUACAUGCUAGUUAAACAACUUGGAUAUGGGGAUGAGAGGGGCUGUCACAAAUACUGAAAAAUAUUGUUUUAUAUUGCCAUUUACAUCCAAGAAAUAAAGAGUGUUUGCAUGGGGGCACUUUAGAAUUGCAACAGUUAAGCAUUACUUCCUUCCUUUUGCAGUAAAAGAUAGAAGGGAGGAAAUGCUGCAUACAGACUCAGCUGGCAUGGCUGCAGACCAAAAUCGACAUUUCACUUAAAUCAUGCUCAUUAGGUAGUUUCAAUUGAAUUCAAAUUGCCAUUUGAGGCAAAAGAGGCACAUAUCACUGUGCCAUGACCAUAUUGUUAUACAUUAACAUUGUGAUUGUGUUACUUAUUUGAAUAAAACUGAUACAAUAAAAUAAACAUUGUGCAUUCAAA